UCUACUGUCUGUUACCUCCACCCCGGCGUUGGGUCGUGCAAGGUUUCUGAGUUACGUUCCGUUUUUCACUUUUUUAGUCGCUCCGCAGUGGCGCAGUUCGCAAUUGCGCGCGCAACAGUUGUCACGACGACGUUUUCACCGAUAGUUCGUUAUCACUAGCCGUCCGCGUUUUUAUCAAUCUCACGGUUAGUGGUUACAAAAACGAAAAAAUUUCCAUUGCCCAGCGAUUCAAGAAUUUAAAUAAUCGAAAACGGUUUUCAAACGGCUUGGCCGCCAUAAAUGUACAGACGAUUUUCCUGCUCGUCGCCGCGUUUGUUUACGCGAUCGGUUUCUGCACAAUCAAUAAGCGGUUUUUUUUUUGUCCGGUGAAAUUUUGUGCAAUAAAUGCGUUUUUUUCCCGAAGUAGGUCGCAGCUUUUUUUUUUGUUCGCGGCAUACUAAUAUAGUGUUAAAUAUUCUGUGUAGGCCAAUAAAUAACACCAAACAGCCUAUUACUGUUGACGCGUCACCCGCGUCUUCGUUGGGGAACAUUGAACAGUGGACUUAUCUAUUUCGAAGAUCUGUGUACUAAGCGUGUCCUUUGGAGGUGAACACUGACUGAACAACUUUCACAGUAGCACACCCUUCUCUCGCGAACACGUGAUGCAACUAUGCCAUCAACAUACACAUUAUAUAUGCAGCCAUUUCAAAGGAGAUAAAUCCGAUAAAACCUCACAAUAUGUAUUAUGACACUCCAAGCUAAAGUUCAACAACUAGAGGGCGUCGAACUACCACGAUGCCGUCUAUGCAAAUGUUUGGACGUAGAUGGCUUGCCGGUACAGACGACUUGGUGUUUCCGGGAUUAUUGGAACUUUUAAUGCGGGGAAUAUGGCUGACAUUGAUGAGUUGUGUGUUGUGUCGCUAUUAUCAAUGGACAUUCAAUUGUUUGACUGGCGGCCUGUUGGUCAGAGUCUACUUGAUUGGAAUAGUAGUAAUGCAUUCCAUAAUCAUUCUGCUUGUGAUGGUUUUGGUGAAUCGGAGUGCCCAGGGUGCUAUAUACGACACAAAAGCUAGGCAUGUCGUUCCACAUCUACUAGUUGCCAAGAUCAUUUUACUCUUACCAGAGAUUGCAUUAAAUGUGCUUGGAACUAUAUGGACCUAUACAAAUUGUAUACAAUGCGAUAAUGAACACUUUACGAGUACCGUAGUGGAAAUUGGAGUACUAUUCAAUUGGGUUAUGUUGGGAGGUUUGAUAUUCGUACUAGCCAUGGUGUUGGAUCCAGUUGGAUCGUUAAAACUUCAAGAAGGAGCCAACGGUAAUGUAGAUACAGAUAUGGUGUUACACCGAAAAGUCACUCGUAUUUGGGUGAGACGCUUUAGAUGGUUCUUUUGUUGGUUGAUUAGAGAUGAACAUUCGCAUGAAGCGUUUUCUCAAGCAGCCGGAUUGAUGAGUUCUAUGUUUAGAAAUACAGAUAUUGUACCAUCAGACUUUAUUGCUGGUUUUGUGUUAUUGAGAGUAAAACAAAAGCGUGAAUCUAGAGAACAAAGACGACUUGCACUCUUAGCUGAACAAAGAUACAAUUGUACCUCUAUUGUAAAUGAAUGUUUUACUGGAAAACCAAAUUGGAUGUGUCUUAAAAAAGCUAGGCAUUACCUCCAAUUAUCUGUUGCUAUUUAUGGUUGGCCGUUUUUGAUUUAUCGUUAUUGUAUAACAGGAUUAUUUAAAAUGAUGCCUAAGUUUUUUUGCUGCGCUUGCUUUAGAACUAAACCAACUGUGGUCAAAGAGGAUAACUGCUGUCUGUGUAACUUUGCAGCAAUUAGAUAUAUGUCAAAAUUACAUUCUAAAGAUAUUUUGUUUGCUUCAUUUGUCAACCAUAUAUUUGAAUUACCAUUUUUUGUAACUGUUGAUCAUGAAACUAGUAGUAUAGUAAUUGCUAUAAGAGGAUCAUUGUCAAUGAGAGAUAUAUUUACGGAUUUGACUGCCAUAGUAGAAAAAUUAGACGCCUAUGGUGUUCCACCUGACAGCUAUGCUCAUAAAGGAAUGUUAUGCAGUGCAAAGUAUAUUAAAAAGGAAUUAGAAGAUCAUAAUGUUAUAGAAAAGGCUUAUACCAAUUUUCCAGAAUACAACCUUGUAAUCACAGGACAUAGUUUAGGGGCGGGUACUGCAGUUCUCUUAGCAUUUUAUAUGCGACCACUCUAUCCCAAUCUCAAAGUGUAUGCCUUUGCUACACCAGCGGGAUUAUUGAGUCGGGAAGCAGCCCGAAUAGCUGAAGACUUCACUUUGUCCGUAGGUGUUGGUGAUGAUAUGGUUAUGCACAUGACAAUUGAUAAUGUUGAAGAUUUACGGACAAACAUGUUACAAGUUCUACAAUCAUGUAGAUUACCAAAAUACCGGGUAUUUCUAAAUGGCUUUGGCUAUGCAUUAUUUGGUGUACCAUCGAGGGACCUUGAAUCCACAUGGCGCCAUCGGACUACUUCAGAAAUGCGUAACUCUCCAUUACUAUCUAUGCAUUCACCCGUUCUGUCUAUGAUUACACAGAAUGAUGGCUUCCCAACUGAUACCAUUAGUAAUCAUCAUCUAGUCCCUACAACGUCAACAUAUCCUAAUGACCAAAUAAUUUCUAUUUCACCUACUUAUAAUGAAUUAGCUGUCAGAAGGUACUCAAAAAUUCGUUUAUAUACUCCUGGUCAUAUAUUACACAUAACUAAAAAAAAGAAAAGUAAAGAACAGAAGAAAGCUGAUAAAAAAUCUGGCACAAACAGUAAUGAAUAUAAUUAUGAAAUGCGAUGGGCCACACCUGAAGAUUUUAAAGAACUGAGAGUAAUGCCCCGUAUGCUAUUGGAUCAUUUGCCGGAAAAUGUUUUAAAAACUCUUGACAAUGUGCUUGAAGAACAAAGAACAGAAAUCGGAUUUGAUUUAGCUCAAUUAACUUUGAUCUAAGUACUAAAAAACAAUUAUUUACUUUAUAAAACUAGAGCUUUAUUAAGUUCAUGCUCAAAUUCCUCUGUCCAUUAAUACACCAAGCUAAGUUAUUAUUAUGUUUCUAGGUAUAGUAAACAACAAAUUUGUAAUUUAUAUUUAAGUAUUAAAUAUUAUUGAUAACAUUUACUUAAAGGGGAGUGGGGCAUAAUAUAUUCCUACAAAUAUUGCAAUUACAGUAUUUUAUGAAUUGAUGGUCUGAUUACUGUGUGAAGUGUGGUUGUUUUUCUUAAAUUAUUAUUAGAAUCUCCUUAAAUAUAGCCUUAAUUUAUUUGAUUAAGAAAUUCAUAUCAACAAGUCAAUUUCUAAAUGUCGAAAAUAAAGUUAAACUUCUAUAGAUUCGUAUAGAAUCUAAUAGUAAAGUUUUCGAUUUAGGUAUAAGUAUUAUUAUUAUAAUUUUUUUUUUUACUUUAAUUUAUAUUAUUGUUAUUAUUAUUAUUUCAUAUACAUGUUUUAAACACUGUUUUGACCUCAAUCCUUAAUAAUUUUUUUUUUUUAAAUUGUAUGUACACCCUUACAAUUUUAUGAUUUUUAUUCCAAAAAAUCUUGAUAGUAUUAUUAUUUAUAUGUAUGUAUACUGAUGUACUUAAACUCGUUGAAUCCAUUCAAUUGAAAUUUUAUUCUGUUUCUUGCCAAUGUAUGUAUUGGUUAACAGAACUAAUAAUCUGUGAUAACUUGUAUGUCUUAAAAAAGAAUUUUACUGAUAAGCGUACAUAUUUUAAAUAAAUUAUUAUAUUUUUGUAAUACAUUCAGAGAUUAUAUUUAAUUCAUAGUGCCCUGAAUUAUAUAAAAAUAUAAUAUAUAUUUUGUUUAAAAAAAAAAAUAAUAUUUUUAUAAAUAUGAAAUGUUAAAUGUUAUUGUAUUCUUAUUCUAUUUACAUUAAGGACAGAUGUACAUUUCUAUAUUUUUUACUUUCUCAAUUUAUAUAAUAAAAUCAAUAUGCUCCUCACUUCUCAUCCUUAUUACCAUAGUAACUAUUGUAAACAAAGCAAUAAACUGUAUCUGGCAUCAGCUUGUUUCGCUUGAGCAAUAAAAGAAAAGAAUAACAUAAAAA
This is a messenger RNA of Acyrthosiphon pisum (pea aphid), 4012 nucleotides long. It is a transcript of the gene inaE, whose product is annotated as inactivation no afterpotential E. Gene Ontology annotation, biological process: diacylglycerol catabolic process; arachidonate metabolic process; neurogenesis. The transcript is spliced from 16 exons. Bases 775 to 2919 code for a protein of 714 amino acids. Gene Ontology annotation, molecular function: triacylglycerol lipase activity. NCBI's taxonomy places the organism in Eukaryota, Metazoa, Arthropoda, Insecta, Hemiptera, Aphididae. Gene Ontology annotation, cellular component: plasma membrane; cytoplasm. The record is from RefSeq and is a predicted model, not a curated record.